AUGCGAGACAUGGAGCAAGAGCAAGUUCAUGCUGGUAUGAGCUAUAAAAAGCGCCGCGAAGAGCAUAUAUACGGGCCUCCGGUUCCGAAUUUCAACGAGCCAGAGCAUGUUGCUUCCCGCACCGGCCCGUUCGUAGCAGCAGCCCAGAUUCGACAGCAGUUGUACCGCAUGUUUCUCCGGCAGGUUGCCAAGCUUGGCUUCACGGCCAGUCACGGAAAGCAUGUCGCUCGAUACUUUGAAUUUGACGUCGCUGGCAAAGGCGGUGUCGUGCUCGAGAACGGUGAUAACGGGCUUGCCGACGUCGUUGUUGCCGCAGAUGGGUUGAGAUCGAGAUCCGAGUUGCAGGUCUGUGGAGAAGAGCCUACGUUCCCCAGGUCCAGCAGCAUGUCUGUUUAUCGCACAUCGUUUCCGCGAGAGAUGGCCAAGAAGGACGAGUUGGUCCGCGAGGGAUGGGGUGAUUUGGCUACAACGUGGGUGUACUGGCUUGGUCCCAGAAUGCACAUUGGUAUCUGGAUCUCGGACGACCUCGUGGGAUGGGGAUUCACGCCGCGAGACGAGGUGGGAGCACCAACGGAGACCAGGGGCCCGGACAACGGGGUAGAAGAAGUCGUCAAGGCUCUGUUGAGAGCCCCUGACUGGGACCCAGCUGUUGCAGCCCUCAUCCGCGCCUCGCCGGAAAAAGGCAUCAUCCACCGGCCUCUGCUCUGGCGCGAUUUGCGUCGGGAAUGGACUUCUCAUGGCGGUCGUGUGGUGCAAGUCGGCGAUAGUGCUCACAGUCUUACGCCAACAUCCGGCAACGGGGCGACGCAAGCUCUUGGGACAGCCUCCCGCUGGGUGCUCCUCGGCAAAAGCGCGAACGCCAAAGAUCUCGAGCAGCUUCGAAACAGCGUACAUCUCGGCCCAGUACGUCUGCGGAGUGGCUUUGUCGCUUACCGUUGCAAGGAGUUGGCCCUCGGGAGCCGACUUCUGGGGCAAUGUGGUGUGGCCGUGUGCGGCAGAGCUUGCGUAGGCCAAGUCUGGAACCGGGCUGCCGUGGCCUUGAGCUUGGGCAUUACGAGGGCGGCGAGGAGGAAGGUCGAGACGACGUUGACCACCAUGGACGGUUCGUCGUCUUCGGUCGUCUUGUAUUUGCCCGGCGCGAUGCCCGCGUUGGCGAGAAACAUGUCCACUCGAUCGAGCUGCUUGUCGAGCCGGUCUGCAAAUUUCUGCACGCUCACGUAG
Metarhizium album ARSEF 1941 is the source of this 1221-nucleotide messenger RNA. RefSeq names its product Aromatic-ring hydroxylase-like protein. Gene Ontology annotation, biological process: secondary metabolite biosynthetic process. The coding region runs from base 1 to 1221 and encodes 406 amino acids. Gene Ontology annotation, molecular function: monooxygenase activity. NCBI's taxonomy places the organism in Eukaryota, Fungi, Ascomycota, Sordariomycetes, Hypocreales, Clavicipitaceae. The record is from RefSeq and is a predicted model, not a curated record. The transcript has a single exon.